UAUGACACCAGAGAGCCCUGAGUAAGAGGGUGGCAGGUGGAGCCAGGCCAGAGCCUGGACCUGGGGUCAGGAAGGGGUCACAGGGCGGGAUGGAGGGGCCAAAAACCCUGGGCCCCUGUGGCCACUCCCACCCUCAGUGUCCCCAACCCCCAGCUUCAAGCAGCCAUGGAGGAUGCCUGGAUCCGCCCUGCCAGGGCUUUGUAAGGUGGCCCUGCCUCGUACCUCUCUCCUCUGCUCACUCGAUGGAGUCAACCAGGCCUUUCCCAGCCCCAGGGGGUGCAGGUGGGGCACCCAGGGUUGGCGCUGAGGUGCCUGGGAAUUUUAUUUCAAGUGACAAGGGAGAGAUGCAGCAUCAGAGAACAAAAGACCCAGCAGGGGCAAGACAGGGACAAAUGGAGGCAGGGUUGGGAUGGGGCUGGCCCUUGCACUCAGGACGAGAGCCGGGGACCCCCAGGCAGGAGGUGCCGUCCAGCUCAGGGCCCAGACCUUGCCCAGGUUCACCCCUGACCCCAAGAGCAGGGACCCCAGCCUCCUCCAGAGCAGCUCCCUCCCAGCUCCAGAGCAUACCCCUGGGGCCUGCAGAGCAGUCCUUCUUCCAUUUGGAACAGGAGAACCAGAAUCUGAAAAGGCAAAACCAGGACCUGCGGGACCAGCUGGGGGCCCUCCUGGGACCAGGGCAGCAGUUCCUGCCCCUGUGCCCAGAGCACUCAGGCUGCACAGCCCUGGCCUGGUCCCCCAAGCCGAGCAGCACCCAGCCCCUGGAGGAUAGAGCACCUUUGCAACUGCUGCGGAGGGAGCUGUGCCGAGGGGAGGAGUCCUUCGUGCAGCAAUCCCAGAAUGAACUGCAGCAGAUCCGGUUGUCCUUUGAGAGGAAGAAGAUGGCCAUCACUGAGGUGUGGGAUGGUGUGGCGGACGUACACAUGGCCCUGAACAACCAGGCCACUGGUCUCCUGAACCUCAAGAAAGACAUUCGGGGAGUACUAGACCAGAUGGAGGACAUUCAGCUGGAGAUUCUGGGGGAACGUGCCCAGUGCCGUACCCAGGCCAGGAAGGAGCAGAUGGCAUGCAUGGUGAAGGCAAGGCCAAAGCUGGGAUGUCCUGAGAGCCUCAAAGGCCAGCUCUGGCUGCUGGCCCUGAGGCUGCUGCUGGGCGCCCUGCUGGCCUGCACUGCCGCCUAUGUGUACGUGGUGGACCCUGCACCCUUCGAGGGGCUGGUGCCGCCCCUGCUGAGCCGCGCCGCAGUCUGGAAGCUCCGGGCCCUCCUGGGCCCUUUCCUGCACCUCGAGGUGGACGACUUCCUGCCCUUCUAGGCCGGAGGCCCAGCGGCCCCAGCGAGGAGGAGGCCAGGCAGCCGGCACUGCCCCGGGUGCCCAGCGGCCACACCGGCCCUCGCCCAUGGCACUGCUGUGCACCGUUCCCGCCAGAAGCCAGGAAGGGUGGAGGCGGGGUCUGUCCUGAGGGCUGGGCCUGCUGCUAGACAUAUAGUCGCGACAUACACUGAGAGUGAGUUUGUUUCCAUGGAAAUAGUGGGGGAGGAGGUUUGAGGUCUCCCAAAACCCAUCUCACAGUAGGGCGUCCCUCAAGAGUGGCACACCCAAUGGGACAACAGCCCCUCCUCAGGAAGCCCCCAAACUGUCCUAGUCAUGGGGAAGGCUCUAAACCAAGGGUGUCCACUGAAUAUGAGGCCCAUGUAUCCCCAGGCCUUGCAUCUGGUAUCAGUCCCAACUAGGGGACCUCAGAUCAGGCCUUAGCUCUGACUCUGCUGACCCACUGGCCUCACACCCCUCUCAUAACCCUGUCCCCAUCUGGCAAACCACAACACCCUGCCCCCCACUCCUGUCAAGGCUCAAAGGACAGGGGGACCACGUUGGUGACAGAGUCAUGGAGGUAAACAUCAAAGAUUUUAUUGAGGGCAUUAAAUUGGGGCUGGGGGAAUACCUUUUAGAACAAUAGAGAAGACCUAUGUGGUUUGCAGCUGCCCAGGCAAGAAAAGGGCAAGUGGCAGGAGAGGGCAGGUAAGGGGGUCCUGCCCUGCCCCUGGGGGCAUCUGGGCCCAGUGGGCUUAGGGACUUGCUGGGCUGUGGGCAGUGGGGCCCUCUGAGCCCUUCAGGUAUGACAUCUCAGAGUGAAAACUAUCAGACAAGGCCAGGGCAGAGCCAUCAAUGGGAACUGCAGGGGAGGGGUCAGCGUCUCCUCCCCACCCCGACUUAACGGCUCCAGGAGGUUAAGGCAUCUGUUUCUGGGCUAGGGGUGGAGGAGGGAGUGCAGUGACUGCAAGGAUAACCUGAGACCCCCCACCCCAGCCCAACCCACAGAGGCCUGGGCUCCCUGGGGAGGAAGUGGCAUCUAAAGUGCUUGGUUAGGGAGGGUAUCGGGGUGAUGGCGCAUAACCCCGGGAAAGUCGUGCUGGUCCUAACAACCCCAGGGCCCCUACUUGGAAGUACUAGACCCCCUGCAGCAGGUGGGGACUUCCUGAGGUGGGUGGGCACAGGGCCACAGGCCCUGGUGGGCUGGGAGCCAGUCAAGGUGCAGCUGGUGGAAAGGGACCCCCUGGGUCCAUGGCAGCCUGGCCUCCCAGGUCCCGGAGCCACCUACUUGGCAUCUGGUUCUGGCCCCAAAAGGCUGGGGAAAAGGCGGGAGGUAGCUGAGUGCAGGUGGCACACAGCCCCACGUGGAGGCACUCCCGCAGCGGGGCUCCAGGGGACCCGCAGAGACAGGCGGUCCUCCGGGAGACCAAGAUGGCACAGGUGCAGGCUGGGGAUUACUCUAGGCUGGCCACGCAGCCCCCAUCCAUGACUGCAGGUACUGAUCCGCCCCCUGCGGGCCGCAGCGUCCCAUGAGAAAGAAGUAGAAAGGUGGACGUCAGCAGGGGACAGGGCAGCCCGGUGCAGGGACUGAGCUCAGCUCAUCUCCUACACUGGGCCAGCCCUUGCCCCAGCACCCCAAUCUGUCUAAGCUGCCUAAGCCCUGAAAAGCUGUGGGUUACCAAUACUCUACCAUCCACAACAUUUGGCAGGUUGGCAGGGAGUGUGGGCUGACUGCCAGCAAGUAUAGUGUCAGGGUCCCCCACACAGGGUCCUAAGACAGCAUGAGCCCAUUUAUGCACCCCUAGUCCAGCCUUUGUGUUACUAGGGAUGCCCUGGAGUGUCUGCAGCCCCAGCCUUUCUCCAA
Talpa occidentalis (Iberian mole) is the source of this 3171-nucleotide messenger RNA. RefSeq names its product coiled-coil domain containing 188 (gene CCDC188). The record is from RefSeq and is a predicted model, not a curated record. The coding region runs from base 90 to 1310 and encodes 406 amino acids. NCBI's taxonomy places the organism in Eukaryota, Metazoa, Chordata, Mammalia, Eulipotyphla, Talpidae. The transcript has 9 exons.